UUAUUCCAGUAACAGACGGUACAUCUACUUAUACCCUAAUUAGCACAAUUAAAUUGCUAUAAAAUAUAACAAAAGAAAACAAAUGCUUCAUGCAACGAUUCAGCCUCACACACUGUAAACGUACUGUAAACCACGUGGGCGUGUCCUAGAGUAUAUGGGCGUGCAAUUCAGUAUCAGGGCGUGUCUUAAAUAGGGACCAAGUCUGGACAAGACCCGCGCAAUAGUGGAGUGAAAACACUGAAAUACGAGGUGAGAGAGAAUAUAUUUAAACAUUUCAAACAUCACCGUAAUCGUGGAUUAAUAUCCCAGUUUGAGUAUUUCCACAGAUGUCAGGUGCAUCGUUUCUUUUCAAGCGCGUGCGUUGUUGUGUCACGUGAAAGUGGUCAUGGAGCAGGAAAGAGACUGGGACGGCAUCAGCGACUCUGAACUCCUGGAUAUUCAGUCAGAACAUUUCUGCAUCGAAGAAUCCUCUCAGACACCCAGUUCCAGUGCCACCAGUGGUGACACUCAGAAUGAUCAUUCCAUCACUUUCACACCAUCACUGUUCAACACUGUGGAGAAGUUAAAGCAGAGUCCUGCUAAGAGAAAUGAGGAGACGGGUGUGAAGAGGAAGAGAGAUGCUAAGGACGGCUGUAUCCCUCUGCGCUUCGGGAAGCUUCACCUGACUGUCAGCCUGCUGUCGGAGCAGACCUGGUGUGAGAAGAAAGUUGUGUAUGGCUUCCUGAAACCCCAGAUCAAGAAAAAAGAUAAACAGCGAAUUGAGGUGAAGACCGGUGCAAGCAUUCAUCUAGCAAGAGAGUUGGAGGUCCAUGAUGUCGUACAGAUUAAUAUCCAAAGCCAUGAGGAUGCUGUGGCCAUUAGUCUGAUCAGCAUGUUAAAUAUGAUUCCGUUGUUAGAGACAGGGCAGUGUGUGCGUGAGCUUCCAGUAUUCGGUGUAGUAGAAGGAGUUUACAUUAAGGGCGUCAUUGAUGAGCUGAGUUAUAACCAGAAGGGGGAGCUGGUGUUGAAAGAUCUGAAGACUCGCAAGCAGGACUCUCUGCCUGGUGAUUCCCAGGCUUUCGGCCAUCGCUUUCAGGUGGGCUUGUAUAAGCUUCUGUUUGAUGCACUGGUCAGGGGGGAAGUGAAGAAAGAGCACGUUCUGGAGCACCUCAAACUCAGAGCCUACCAGGCUCUUGGAGCUGAAGUCAUAACGCACGCUACAAACGUCGGGAUAAAUGUAGUCACUUUUGGCGAACUGCUGGAUGCUUUCCUCCUCACUUUGUCCUGUUCUGAUCUGCCAUGCAUCGACGUGCUCCAGUUGGAAUACUGUCACCAGGGCUCUAGUAACAUAAUUGGCACCGUGUUGGUGCAGUUUGACGAGUCCCAGCUGAGGGCAGAGCUUCGUGGAUACCUGGAAUACUGGAGAGGACAGAGAGAGCCCAAGGGGGUGGAUAUAGAAGAGGCCUGGAAAUGCACAUCGUGUGUCUAUGAGGAGAUCUGUGACUGGAGAAAGAAUAGAUCUCAGGUCCUUGAGAGUCUUCACACCAGGAUGAGAGUCAACAUGAACUGACAUGAAGUUAUAUGUUUCAAUCAGUUAUGCUAAUGGAAUUAACCUAUGUCCAUGACUAAUCAUCAUAACCAUGUCUUUUAUAUUUUUAUUGAGUUUGAAAUAAAAAAUAAAAUAAAAUAAAAAAAUAUAUAUAAUAUUAUAUAUAUAAUAUAUAUAUUCCUAGUAAGCAUAAACUGUUAAUACUAAAUAUUUUUUUACAAUUACAUCAUUCACAUAAAAAUAUAAUGUAGUGAUGUUUUUUAAAAGAUUUUUUGAAAAGAUUGAUGAGAGAGAAACUAAGUCUGUUAAACCAUUUUAAUGUAUGUAUGGCACAAUCUAAAGUUGAUCUGACUAAUCAUGACAAAUAAAACCAGUCUUAUUUAACAAA
This is a messenger RNA of Ictalurus furcatus (blue catfish), 1916 nucleotides long. It is a transcript of the gene exo5, whose product is annotated as exonuclease 5. Gene Ontology annotation, biological process: interstrand cross-link repair. Bases 386 to 1549 code for a protein of 387 amino acids. Gene Ontology annotation, cellular component: nucleus. Gene Ontology annotation, molecular function: single-stranded DNA 5'-3' DNA exonuclease activity. The record is from RefSeq and is a predicted model, not a curated record. NCBI's taxonomy places the organism in Eukaryota, Metazoa, Chordata, Actinopteri, Siluriformes, Ictaluridae. The transcript is spliced from 6 exons.